Messenger RNA from Cryptotermes secundus, 5681 nucleotides. Its product is annotated as transient receptor potential channel pyrexia. Gene Ontology annotation, molecular function: monoatomic ion channel activity; protein binding. Gene Ontology annotation, biological process: transmembrane transport; monoatomic ion transport. The record is from RefSeq and is a predicted model, not a curated record. NCBI's taxonomy places the organism in Eukaryota, Metazoa, Arthropoda, Insecta, Blattodea, Kalotermitidae. Gene Ontology annotation, cellular component: membrane. Bases 345 to 3029 code for a protein of 894 amino acids. The transcript has 10 exons.
AAGACAUCAAGAACAGAAACUUCAGUGUGAGCUUAUAGUCAGUGAAACAGUUCCGUUGUUUAAUGUGGAAAUGGGAUACAGUAUCUAAGAAAUGGUGAUGCAUAAUCAUCACUGGGAAAUAAUGGGGUUAGCAGCUUACAGUCAUGUUUUGCCAGAAAGGAUGUAGCUGGAAAUAUUCCAGUGUAUGUGAUUAUGAGUCAGGAACAAUAAAUUUUACUGCGUUACUCUUCAUAUAAACAACAAACAUUGCCAUAUAACAAGAAAUACAAAUAAGGGUAUGUGCUUCAAAACUUUUUGUAAACAUCUUGAUAUGGUAGUACUGAAAAUAGGAAAAUCUUAUAUUGAUGAUAGAAAUGACACGUAAAACUGACUCAGUAAUAGAAGGUAUGGAUUCCAAAUUUUUAUGCCAUCAAAGUGCUUUGUUAAUGGCUGCAAUCAAUAGAGGUGCUAAUGAAGAUGUUGAGAAACUGCUAACAGACAGUGGGGAAUUAGUGUCAGCUGUUGUCAAUGUCCCCUGUGGAAGGCUACAAGUUACAGCAUUACAGCUGGCAGCUGCAAAAGGCAAACAUGGAGUUCAGUUGGUCAACCUACUGCUGACAAAUGGAGCAAGGGUAAAUGUGUCUGAUAAACUGGGUAGAACAGCCCUUCACAACGCAUCCCUUGUUGGCAAUGAAAAGGCUCUACAGGCUUUGUUGAAAGCUGGUGCUGAGGUUGAUUCUCGUCUUCAGAUCAGUUCAGGGCCCAGGCAACAGUUGGACAGUCAUUUCAUUUUAGAUUCAGACUACACUGUAGAUGCGGAUUACAAAGAUCCUACUUCAGGAUUCAAGUUACCUGUUCCGGAAUGCUGGGGACGCACUCCAUUACAUCAGGCCGUAAAAAGUGGUAAUCCUGCAUGUGUGUUUCUGUUGCUUCAAGCCGGGGCAAAAGUGAAUGCUGAAGAUGAGAAGGGCACAACUCCUCUUCUGCUAGCAGGUGCUGGGGUGGCACCAGACAACAUAAAUCAGGUUAUUAAGUAUGAGGAAGUAGUAGAACUCUUAGUAAAAGCAGGGGCUUACGUCAACGUACAGAAUCAAGACACUGGCUCAACUCCCCUGCAUCAUGCAGCGGUGUUGCGCUCAGUUCGUGCCGUGCGGUGUCUGCUGGAUGCAGGUUCCAUACUUGAAGAAGUUGGACGUGAAGGGAGAAUGACAGUGCUUCAUGAGGCAGCAAGGGCAGAUUCUGCUGCAGUGGUGGAACUUCUGUUGAACCAGGGAGCAGGUCAUUUGGUCAAUGCCAAGGAUAAGACUGGAUGUACGCCAUUACACAAGGCAGCCUAUGUUGGUUCCCGUCACUGCUUGACCAAACUAUUGAAGCAUGGGGGUGAUCUGGCAGCUCAGAGUAGCACCAAUGUGUCUGUCAUGGAUGUCAUCUUCUCCCACAUCCCACGUCCACUACAUUUCCUUACAGAUAUCCUGAAUGGGAGCGUUAUCCCUAAUGGUGCCUCUGUUAAUGACCGUAGUUUCAAGGUAACACUUGACUUCAGCUUGUUAUGUCCUCAUGGUCCUGAACAACAGAUGGCAGUAGUAUCUGCUCUUAUGUCUGGUGCAAGUGAUUUCCAGCAGAUGCGAAUUCUACAGCAUCCUUUGCUUGAGACAUUUUUACGAUUCAAGUGGCACCGCCUACGAAUGAUCUUUGGCAUGCUUGCAGUAGUGCAUGCAUGCUUUGUGGCUUCUCUCUCGACAUAUUGUCUCCUUCUGGUGUACAACAACAAUAAUUCUUCGUUAAUUGAGGUUGUUGUGUCACGCCGAGUCCUGCUUGCAUCUGUCUUGGUAUUGUUCAUACAUUUAUUGGUCCAAAUUCUGCUGCUCCCACGCCACUAUUUACUGCAGUAUGAGACAUGGGUCAAUCUAGUGUGUAUCCUUCUCUCACUCACCAUUGCUUUGGGUGGAGAGAUGGGUGACUACAUGAUGCCAUUUCUUAGAGAUCGUGAGCCAACUGAGAGUACAUGGGUGCUCCAUGUCAUGUCCUUUGCAGUGUUACUUGCAUGGACUGAGCUUAUGUUACUAAUAGGGCGGUUUCCAACCUGUGGAUACUAUGCACUUAUGUUCUACCAAGUCCUUCAGAAUGUGGUAAAGGUACUGUUGACAUUUGGUGGCUUGGUGAUGGGAUUUGCCUUCAGUUUUUGUGUGCAAUUUCAUGAAUCUGGUCAGUUCAAGAAUCUCUGGUGGUCCAUAGUGAAGACAGUUGUAAUGAUGAUGGGUGAAUUUGAAUACGGAGAGCUGUUUCCUGAAGAUGACAAGAUGCAGUUGCGUCUGAAGGGAACGAGUCGCAUCAUUUUCCUUGCAUUUGUGGUUCUUUCAUCAAUUGUGUUGAUGAAUCUCAUGGUUGGUCUUGCAGUUAAUGACAUCCAGGACCUUCGGACAAAAGGGCAUGUCCAGCGGCUGUUGAAACAGGCUGAAUUUUUGGCUCACUGUGAAAAAUUAAGUUCUCAUCACAUUCUCAGCUCAGCACUAUUUCCUGGUUGGCUUCAUAAAAUUCUGUAUGACAGACGUAGCAUGGAAACCUUGUUUGUGAUCCAGCCAAGUGAGAUCUCAACCUAUAGGAAGGACUUGUCUUUUAUGCUCUUGGAGUCACUUAUUGGAGUUGCUAUUCACAAUGAGCAGAAGUCUGCUGGACGUAAUACAGAGUAUUCAAAGGAUUACCACAGAUACCGGCAAAACAAAAUCAGUGAUGGAGGUGAAUAUGGAAGAAUGUCAGAUCAAGAGGCUGUAGCUUCUGUUGAUCACAGCAGCAUUAUAAUGAUGCUUCAUCAACUCCAGCUGGACAUUGCUGAUAUCCGCCAGGCUCUUCAUGUGGACCAGGAUAUGGAAACUGUCAUGACUACGGGGAUGGCAGUUGGAAAUCAUAGUGUGAUGAUGAGUGAACGGCGACAUAGCAGCCAGCCUGUGGGUGUCAGCAGGUGGGCAAGACCUCUGGCUGAGAUUCAGGAGGCACAAGGUAUACUGCGGAGAUUGCGUCGAAAGAGCAAUAAACAUAAUAUUGUGGUGUGAUAUUGUUAUACUUGGUUCAAGUUAAAAAUGUUUUCACAUGAGAUAAUGAUAAACCUAGCUCUACCAAGUCACACAGCAUAGUGGAUAACACUCUUGCUUCAACUUGGGAGUUCAUAUUUUUAAUCUCGAUCCAAAGUUUAUGUAUCUUGAGGAGGGAUUUUAUACUUUUUCCAUUGAAAAUGACAAUUAUGUGGAAGUCUGUAUAAAUUAUCAGCCCAGAUGCUUGAUUUCUUGGACUGGUGGGGCUUUUUUAUAGGAGGGGCGGGUAUUUCCUCUCACUCCCUUCAGUCAAAUUCUUGGACAGAACCUCAUGUCUGUUUCCUUUCUAAUCCUUCCAAAUUCAUCAGUCACAGUCAUUCUUCCAUUUGAUAUUUGGUAGUCUGUACACUUGAUAAAGAUUUGUUAAAUAACUAGCCUGUUGUUUUUCUCAGUCCCUCCAGACAAACUGCAGAAGAGGAGCUUGAAGUGGGCAAAGAAUUAUUUUUUUUUUCAUCCUUUCCAAUUCAGCAUGUAAUGAUCCUGCCAUUCAACACUAUAUAACAUGGAGUUGAUAAGGCAUCAAUAUAUAAACCCAUAAAUUAUAAACUCCAGUUGUAUAUUUUCCAAAUACAAGUUUUGCCAGAAGGGCAUUGAUAACAUAUUUUGAUGGGUGUCCUUAUGUGACACAGAAAGCAGGGGACCCAGAUUCAGUCUGUAAGAUUUGUUUAAUACUCCCAUCUAUGUACAUUAGCUUCUUAAAUGAUUACUAUCCAUGAUAUUUUCAAAUGAGAAAUGUUGCACACAUUUGUUUUUCACAUCCAUGUUACAUAUGCCUUUCAUAAGUACCAAGUUUAUUUAAUUGUUUUUAAGUACAAUCAGUGAAAUACCUCAUUAUGUACUUUUAUUUAUGCCUCAUUUAUCUUCCUUGUGUCUAAAAACUUGGUUCUUGCACACACAAAUCCUUGUUUUUCCUGCAGAGUAGGCACAAAGUUUUGCACCUAUGUAAAACAGUGAUUGGUAAAUGAGAUAGCUGUGUAUAUAGCAACUAGGCUAGGAGCUUGAUUACCAAGGAAUCAAGGUUAGAUUCCCAGCGAGAGAAAAAUAUUUUUUCUCUUCUCUACAGCAUCCAGAUAGUCUCAGGGGUCCAUUCAGGAUCCUAUAAAAUAUUUAGUUUUUUAAGGUAAAAUGACUUGAAUGGUAUGUAUAUAUGUGUAUGUUCUUGAAAAUAAAUAAAUUAUUUAUGUAAGAAGCGUUUUCUUCUUUGGCUUUUACUUCCAGACAGGAUAGACUGAUAUCCUGUAGUUAAGAUCAGUGAGAGAAACCAUUUUAAACUUCAGUCAUUUGAGCCAACAAAGCCAGAAGAGAAAUAAAAUCUGUAUAACUGAAGCAUAAGCAUAAGAAAUGCUUUGAAAUGUUUUGAACAUAUGGCAGUGUAUGAUGAAAGCAUUCACAUGCUUCACAUGUGCUAUUUUACUAUAUUAACUAUGUGACUGGUUCUAUAUCUAUGUAUAUGGAUUUAUGGAAUAUACAAUAAAUGAAUGAAUGAAUGAAAUGGAAUUGAGCCAGUUAAGUUGCAUAAUGCAUCUGACUUGUAUUUGGAAGGUAUCCAGCUUGAAUCUUGACCUGCAAACUGGCUAUCAUGACACAUUCUUCUUGUUUUUGACACAAAUGCUGGAACAAUUCUUUGAAAUAUCCCAUUUCACUGUAUAUAUUCAUUCAUCUCAUACAGUAAUAAAUAAUCUGUGCAGUUAAAAUAGAAUUGUUAAUUAAAUGACCAACAAGCUGCAUGUGAUCAUGUUAGUUUUGUUUCUAUUUUUAGGUAGACUUCCUAUUUUUUGUGGUUUAGUUUGGACACUGUCAGUGUCUAGACUAUAUCAUGGAAUGUUAGAAUGAUUGGUAAAUAAGACUUUGGAGAGGAUUUAGAAGGAAGUUGUCAUUGCUUGACCGAAGUACUAUUUUGGACACAAUGAGGACAACCUUAAUGACUUGUCAGGAUUGCUGGUGAUCUGGUUGAGAUUCAAACUCAGCAUCUCAUUAAUAUGUGUUUAAAGUGUUACAAAUAUACCAGCAUACUCAGUGUUUUUUAUUUUAAAGUUUACAUGAAAUACUGGCUCCUUUUCACUACCUAGCAUAAAAACUAUAAAAAUUAUGAGUAGGGAAAUAGAGAGGAUUAUAUGGUCCCUAAAAUCUAAUCAAACCCAUGGAUACUCGUAUGAUGAAAUUUCGAAUAAUAUACUCAAAGCCUGUAAAAUCUUUAUUAGUGAACCUAUAAGUUGCUUAUGUAACAGAGCUAUGCAUGAGGGUAUAUUCCCAGACAGAUUAAAAUAUAUAUUGUACCAAUAUACAAAAAGGGUGGUAAAAACUUAGAAUCAAAUUACAGACCUAUAUCCAAAUUGACAUAUAUUAAUAAGAUAUUUGAGAAGGUAAUGCAUAGUAGAUUGUUAAAACAUUUGAAUGAUAAUAGUAUAUUAAGCAAAUACCAGUUUGGAUUUAGAGAAAAUCAAGGGGCUGAAAAUGCAAUUUAUAGACUUAUCUCUGGAAUACUAGACUCAUUAAAUAAAAAAAUGCAAGUCUGUUGGAUUUUCUGUGACUUAUAAAAGGCUUUCGAUUGUGUUAACCACGAUAUUCAUUUAUCAGUAAUCUGUCAGAUGACAGGUCCACAGUCUCUUCCAA